Messenger RNA from Eremothecium cymbalariae DBVPG#7215, 1950 nucleotides. It is a transcript of the gene REC8, whose product is annotated as Rec8p. Gene Ontology annotation, biological process: synaptonemal complex assembly; replication-born double-strand break repair via sister chromatid exchange; meiotic sister chromatid cohesion. NCBI's taxonomy places the organism in Eukaryota, Fungi, Ascomycota, Saccharomycetes, Saccharomycetales, Saccharomycetaceae. The transcript has a single exon. The coding region runs from base 1 to 1950 and encodes 649 amino acids. Gene Ontology annotation, molecular function: protein binding; chromatin binding. The record is from RefSeq and is a predicted model, not a curated record. Gene Ontology annotation, cellular component: synaptonemal complex; cohesin complex.
AUGGCACCCUAUCCUUCUAUUUUGCUUCAGUACGAGGAUGGUAAUCGUAAUGGUCAAUCAGGAAUUUCUAUUGCGUGGUUGUUGUCGAAUUUUGGAUCUUCAGCUGCAACAGUAACGUCAGUCGCGUCGAAUGGUGGUCUAACCGGGUCUAAAUGUAAGAAAAAAGAUAUUAUCAAUUUAUCGAUUCCAGAUACCUGUCAGGUUAUCUCGAAGACUGGGGUCGAGAUGCCUUUGCGGUUCAGUUCGAAUUUGCUUUAUGGGGUUACGGUGUGUUAUUCUAAGAAGACAGAUUUCAUUCUUUCCGAUGUGGUGCAAAUCAAGGGUCAGUUGCAAAGAAAGUUAUUUGGUUUGGAAUCACAGUUGAGGCAGAACCGGGGUGUUGCAAUGGAGGGGAGGCAGAAGGAGGUUGUUGGAGCGCAGGAGUUUUUGAAUGAUGAUCCGUUGUUUGAUAUUGGACAAUGGUGUAAUUUAAGGUUUGAUGUUGGAAACGACAACGGGGAGAGACAGAAGAAGGAGAUUAAACAACAGGACUUUUUACAGGAGGUUAAUAAUAACGACGAGUCGUUUUUGGACAAUAGAUCAGUUGCUGGGGGUGGCAGGAUGAGAACGAUGGAUGACGAUUUGGGGUCGAUUGAUAUGGACUUGAACUUCGAUAUUGACGAUUUGGUAAGUGACGAUGGUGGGCGUCAAGAUGAGUUGGGGUCUGAGACAAGUGAUGAAAAUUCUAAAUUCGAGUUAAAUUUUAAUGAUCCAUUUAGCAAUGAGCACGAUAAGCUUCCAGAUGUGAUGGAGGGGUCCUUGUUACAGGAGGAGAACAAUGAAACAACUUCUUCAGUAAAGAGGCCAUUUGGAGAGGGGGAAGACAUGGACAGUGAGGAUGGUGAUGCCGCUAAUAAUACUACAUCCGAGUCAAACCCAAAAAGGAAGAUGGCGAAGCACAAUGCUGUUGUUUUUGGAAGGAUAGUACAUGAUGAGAAGAUAGGUCUAUUAACCGACACGCUAAGGGCGAAUCAUAAAGACUACGUUGAACUAAUGGAAGUACAAAAUAGUAAAACAGGUGGAGCUGGCACUAAAAAUGACACUAUGACAUGGAAAGAUCUCUUAUUUCUUAACAGUCAACCAGCUUUUUUACAAAAAGCGUAUCAAAACUUGCUGGAUCCAGAUCACGAGGAAAGCGGCACUCUAUACUUUGAAAGAGGUAGAUCAUUAGCCCAUGUUUACUCUUCUCUCUCUUCCUCGAGAUCCAGCAGUGUUAUGAGUACUGAGCAAGGUAGAAGAAUGGCUCCUAAUCUGGAAACUACAAGAAGAUCUAGCCAAAGCGAUGCUCACGCUAACUUUUUACCUGUGUUCUUAGAAGAUGAACCAUUUCCGGAAGACUACAACUUUGGAGGUGAUGACGAAGGUUUUCAAAACGAAAACUUCAUGAACACUAAUUUAUUGCCCUCCAGCAUUGGACGUAUUUCAAGCAGAUAUAGUACAGCAGAUUCAGGUGAGCAGGUAGAAAUAUUACGUAAUGCGGUGAACAUCCAAGGGAGGUCCAUGACUACCAAAAGAACCGGCACCGAUUCAUCACAGCACAGUGACAGCUCAUAUCAACAAGCUGUUUCUUUGGGUUCAGACAUAUCCAAAGGACAGCCCAUAGUCCUGGACGAACAAAAUAGAAAGUUCUAUGCUUAUAUCAAAGAAAGAGCGGACUUUGUUGGAAAGACAACCAGAUCACAUCCACCAUUUCACAAAAAAUUGUUAUUUGAGGACUUAAUUCCAAGCAAAAUAUCCCAACAAGAAGCAGAUAAUCCUCAUGAGUUUAAACCAGUUAGCAAACGAAUUGCAGCGACAGCGUUUUUGUCACUAUUAAAUCUAGCUUCAAAGGAACUAAUUCAAUUAGAGACUUUUGAAUUGGAAAACAAAUGUGAAGUUAUGAAAGGAGAUGAUGUUAUAAUAUAUUGCUAG